This is a messenger RNA of Cyphellophora attinorum, 636 nucleotides long. RefSeq lists its product as uncharacterized. NCBI's taxonomy places the organism in Eukaryota, Fungi, Ascomycota, Eurotiomycetes, Chaetothyriales, Cyphellophoraceae. The coding region runs from base 1 to 636 and encodes 211 amino acids. The transcript is spliced from 2 exons. The record is from RefSeq and is a predicted model, not a curated record.
AUGUUCGGCUGGGACGAAGCCCGCGACUCACACCAACAAGUCUACGACGACAAUGUCCCCGAAGAGCACCAAGCCAAGUUCUCUCACGAGCUCAUCUCCGGCGCCGCCGCCUUCGAAGGCAUGAAGCUAUUCGAAGACCACCAAAGAAAGGAGGGCCAAGUCGUCAACCACUCCUUCGCCAAAGAGCUCCUAGCCGGCUUCGUCGGCGGCGAAGUCGACAAGCUGGCCGAAACCAAAGGCGAGGACGCCUGGGACCGCCACCGGACGAAAGAGCGUGCUCAGCGAGGUGCGGAGCAGAUGUAUGAUGAGCACUAUGGUGGGAUGGAUCAGUAUGAUCCUGGCCAGCGGGAUCGGCCUAACUUUGACUACAACCAGGGUGGUGGUGGUGGUGGGUAUGGUGGUGGUUAUGGCGGUGGACGAGGAGAAAGCAGACGUGAGGAGCGAAGGGAGGAGCGGGAGGAGAGGCGCGAGAGGCGGGAUGAGGGAUAUGGUGACCAAGGCGGAUAUGGCGGUGGUCAGGGCGGUUAUGGUGGUGACCAGGGUGGGUACGAUCAGGCAGGUAUUAGACCCUUGCCUUCCAACGGACUCACCGAGUUCUACCGAAGCAUUAUCAGAGCUCUUUGCUACAGUCGUUGA